UUGUCAUUAACCCUUCGCAACCCUGAUUGUCACCACCGCCUCCGUGCUUCCUCGAGACGCUUGCCGGCCCGCCUCCCUCCGCCGUUGCCGUCAACCGUUUGUUCGGCGCCCGUGAUUUCGCUUUUUCUUCUCCUUCUAUUUUUCUUCUUCUCACCGUAUCGAUCCACUCUCCUCCGAAUUCAAUCCCCCAACAAUCCUAACAAGGCUACUAGAGGUUAUCGAUCUCAGCAAAGAGAUCCUUCCGACUGGUCCCAUUUCUAUCUGUUGAAACUAGGGGGGCUCCUAAGCGACGAGGAAGAAAAGGUUAUAUUUAAAACAGCAAAGAUGAGGAUUAUGAUAAAGGGUGGCGUGUGGAAGAACUCUGAGGAUGAGAUCCUCAAAGCUGCGGUUAUGAAGUAUGGGAAGAAUCAGUGGGCUAGGAUAUCCUCCAUGCUCGUUCGUAAGUCCGCCAAGCAAUGUAAGGCUAGAUGGUAUGAGUGGCUCGAUCCAUCUAUCAAGAAGACAGAGUGGACAAGGGAAGAGGAUGAGAAAUUGCUUCAUCUUGCAAAGCUCAUGCCUGCUCAAUGGAGAACAAUUGCUCCAAUUGUGGGUCGGACACCGUCCCACUGUCUUGAACGCUAUGAAAAGCUACUUGAUGCAGCUUGUGCAAAAGAUGAGAACUAUGAGCCAGGUGAUGACCUACGAAAGUUGCGCCCAGGAGAGAUAGAUCCAAACCCUGAGUCAAAACCUGCACGACCUGAUCCUGUCAACAUGGAUGGGGAUGAAAAGGAAAUGCUUUCAGAAGCACGUGCUCGUUUAGUUAAUACUAGAGGCAAGAAGGCCAAAAGAAAGGAAAGGGAAAAACAACUUGAGGAGGCAAGGAGGCUUGCAUCUUUGCAGAAAAGAAGAGAACUGAAGUCAGCUGGAAUUGGUGGGCACCAGAAGAGAAAAAGGAAAGGGAUUGACUAUAAUUCAGAAAUAUCCUUUGAGAAGAGACCUCCCCCGGGGUUCUUUGAUGUUUCAGGUGAAAAUAGGCCAUUAGAGCAACCCAAAUUUCCUACCACCAUCGAGGAGCUUGAAGGUAAAAGGAGGGCUGACACUGAAGCACAAUUAAGGAAGCGAGAUAUCGCAAAAAACAAGAUAGCACAAAAACAGGAUGCCCUUGCUGCAAUUUUGCAAGCUAACAAACUUAAUGAUCCAGAAGCAGUUAGGAAGAGGUCUAAACUGAUGCUUCCAGCACCGCAAAUUUCAGGUCAGGAGUUGGAGGAAAUUGCAAAAAUGGGUCAUGCAAGUGAUCUUUUGUUAGCUAAUGAGGAACUUACUGAAGGUAGUAGUGCCACACGAACGCUUCUUGCAAAUUAUUCUCAGACUCCUAGACAAGGAAUCACUCCCUUGUGUAUCCCACAGAGAACUCCUGGCGGGAAAGGUAAUACAGUUAUGAUGGAAGCUGAAAAUCUUGCACGAUUAAGGGAGUCUCAGACUCCACUUUUAGGUGGGGAGAACCCUGUGUUGCACCCAUCGGAUUUCUACUGUGUCACACCAAGGAAAAGGGAAAUUCAGACUCCAAAUCCAAUUGCUACCCAAUCAGCUACUCCAGGACCUGGUGUUACCCCCACAUUUGGCAUGACUCCUAGAGAUGGAUAUUCUUUUGGUAUGACACCAAAAGAGACACCUUUCAGGGAUGAACUUCACAUAAAUGAAGACCUUGAAGUGCAAGAUAGUUCUAAGCUUGAGCUUCAUAGGCAGGCUGAAUUCAAAAUAAACUUGCAUUAUGGGCUAACCAACCUACCACAACCUAAGGAUGAGUAUCAGAUAGUUAUUCAGCCUAUUCCCGAGGAGGAUGAAGUGGCUGAGGAGAAAAUUGAAGAGGACAUGUCUGACAGAAUAGCCAGGGAGAAGGCACAGGAACAGGCAAGGAAGGAAAUCACUGAUGAGGGGCGAUGAGGACAGGAGUUCCUUUAAUUUGUCCCUCCUACUCUGUUUGAGCAGGCUGAUGGAAUGAUAAAUAGUGAACUUCUUGCUUUGGUAAAACAUGACAAUGCAAAGUAUCCAAUCAACGUAAAAUCAGAUGAGAAGAAAAAGAAAGGAACCAGACGAAUAUCAAAUGGGAAAUUACCAAUUCCUGAACUUGAAGAUUUCAAAGAAGAUUAGCUGGAGGAGGCGUGCAAAUACUUUUAUUCUUCUUUUUUUUGUCUUUCUGAUAUUAAUUUUGUUUGUGGUCACGAUCUUUAAGAAAUUUCUUCUUUGUAAGUUGUAUUGAUUCUUUUUCAUUUCCCUUUUUCAUGGUAACUUGAUUUCAAACCUUGAUAGUUAGUUGCAGAUGUGAAAUUGGGGAAUCGUUGGCCUCCAGUUAAAUAGUUCUUGAUAACUGUUUUUUUUCCAUUUUAA
This is a messenger RNA of Zingiber officinale, 2367 nucleotides long. RefSeq names its product cell division cycle 5-like protein. NCBI's taxonomy places the organism in Eukaryota, Viridiplantae, Streptophyta, Magnoliopsida, Zingiberales, Zingiberaceae. Gene Ontology annotation, biological process: mRNA splicing, via spliceosome. The transcript has 2 exons. Gene Ontology annotation, cellular component: spliceosomal complex; Prp19 complex. Bases 325 to 1923 code for a protein of 532 amino acids. The record is from RefSeq and is a predicted model, not a curated record.